Messenger RNA from Electrophorus electricus (electric eel), 2456 nucleotides. RefSeq names its product double PHD fingers 1 (gene dpf1). NCBI's taxonomy places the organism in Eukaryota, Metazoa, Chordata, Actinopteri, Gymnotiformes, Gymnotidae. Gene Ontology annotation, cellular component: nBAF complex. The record is from RefSeq and is a predicted model, not a curated record. Gene Ontology annotation, biological process: nervous system development.
UUGAAAUUGCUGGUAUAUUAGGACCUUCAUGUACAAUACAGAGGAUCUGCGGUCGUACAUUUUAUCAUUCUAUAUCAAAAUGGCUACAGCGGUUCAAAAUCCUCUGAAAUCGCAAUCAAGUGGAGCUGUCAUAAAGAACAGCCUGGGUGAAGAGUUCUAUCGUGAGGCAAUCGAACACUGCCGGAGCUACAACGCACGCCUAUGUGCUGAGCGCUCCAUGCGUCUGCCUUUCCUGGACUCCCAGACUGGUGUGGCACAGAGCAACUGUUACAUAUGGAUGGAGAAGACCCACCGAGGCCCAGGUGUGGCGCCAGGGCAGCUGUACACCUACCCUGCACGCUGCUGGCGUAAGAAAAAGCGAUUAAACAUCCUGGACGAUCCACGCCUGGGUCCCAUCGAGUUUAAAAUCGACUAUGAGGCUGCCUUGAAGAAAGAAGGAGGUGUUUCAGAGGGUCCGAUGUUGGAGUCUCUGCUCAGCGGAGAGACUUUGGAUAAGAAGGUGGAGACCAAGGAGGAAGAGGCCAUGAGCGAGUGUCAGAGUUUUCAGAGUUACACAGAAACUGGGGAGAUGCCAGAUAUCAGUGUGCUGGUGGAGUUUGUGUGCUGCCCGGGUUUGGCCUUCUUCUAUAUGUGUCCCCUGUGUGCAUGUGUGAGUGCUGCUCUGGGCUUGUGUGUGCAGAAGCUUCUGGUGGGAGACUUUCCCCAUGAACUGGAUCCAGAGGAGCCUGAGGAAGACAUGCCCAAACGCAAGAACCGCACCAAAGGCCGGGCUUGUGGAGUUGGUGGGAUGCGGAAGAGACAGGAACCGGUCUCCAUAGAGGACCGAGACAAGCCAUACGUGUGCGACAUCUGCGGAAAGCGCUACAAGAACCGCCCCGGUCUGAGUUACCACUACACUCACACACACCUGGCUGAUGAAGAGGGCGAGGAAGACUCUGAGCGCCACACGCUGCCUUUUCAGCGCAAGAACAACCACAAGCCUAAAAAGGCAGCAGACGGCUCUGUCAUCCCCAACGGCUACUGUGACUUCUGCCUGGGUGGCUCCAAGAAGACAGGCUGUCCUGAGGACCUCAUCUCCUGUGCGGACUGCGGCCGCUCAGGCCACCCGUCCUGCUUGCAGUUCACAGUCAACAUGACGGCGGCGGUGAGGACCUACCGCUGGCAGUGCAUCGAGUGCAAGUCCUGCAGUCUCUGCGGCACCUCCGAGAACGACGAUCAACUUUUAUUUUGCGAUGACUGUGACCGAGGGUAUCAUAUGUACUGCCUAAGUCCCCCUAUGGCGGAGCCUCCAGAGGGGAGUUGGAGCUGUCACCUGUGUCUGCGGCAGCUGAAGGAGAAAGCUUCUGCCUACAUCACGCUAACCUAAUUUCUACACCCGUAUCUUUGCCCCCACCCAGCCAUCGCCACAGCACAGACAUGACAGAGACCUCCUCUCCACCUCCCUCUCCACCCUCUGCCCACGCACACAAACUCACAUCCUGCUGUAGCCUGCUGGGUGCCUGUCAUCCUCCAGUCUGGGGAGAGAGCAGUACCCCCACACUUUGCUGGUCUACCCGUUGUCUCUGGUAGAUAUCUUUCUCUGUGCUGGCCCACAUCUUUUGCUGGUCUCAACGGACCCCUCCGUAUCUCCAUAAUCUCCAGUCACUCCAGAGGUCUCCCUUUUCUUAUGGAUUAGGGACCAUCUUGUUUUGAUGUACAAGUUUAUUAGUCAAGUACUUAGUCAAGGUGCACAGGACGGCUUGUUCCCAGGAGAGGCGUCUAACACGUGGCUUGAGAGUUCACUCGACUGGGGAAAGGUCCAGCGCGACAACACAUCAAGCACUCAUGAGGAAGAUGUCAGAGAUGUGGUGGUUCCCUGCAUGACUCUUGGUUGCCAGAGUACUGAUAACAAGAUUAUUCAGCUAUCGCGCCACCCACUCUGGUCAGCUCUCUAAGGCAUGCAUGGGCAAGUCAUGUGAGCAUAUUUAGCCACAAGAAUUGGUCUUAUUCAGCCUAUAAUUAGAGCAGAGCUCAUUAAACCUCUGAGAGAUAAAUGAAUUCAUAUAUAAUUGAGCUCCUUUUGAGGUACAACUUGUGCUGUGGAGUCCAACCCAUCAGAUCAAAGACGUCUGAUUGGAGUGAAAUUCAUGACCUGCGGUCUUAUGAGGACCUCCUGUGCCAUCCAGGAGUGGCUUGCUGGGAAUUACAGAUUUGUUUGUAAGUUUCUAACUCUUUAACACUUUGGUCUUGUAAACCAGUUGUAUGAACAGAAUCUCCUUCAGGCUCCAGGAGUCUGGAGGCGCAUGCCCUUCUGCUUGGGUGGGACUUACUUUGCAACAAAAGCUGAACAGAAGACACCCCCUCACUACCCUCCGACUGUACAUUCUAACCUAGAGCUCCUGCCUUUCUUCUGAAAAAGCCAACAUAAGAUUUUCUCUCUGUCCAGGUGUGUUUGCCAGGAUGUAUAUUAAUUAAUA